Molecule: messenger RNA, 1281 nt
Organism: Lathyrus oleraceus (garden pea)
Lineage: Eukaryota; Viridiplantae; Streptophyta; Magnoliopsida; Fabales; Fabaceae
Exons: 4
Coding region: 1-1281 (426 amino acids)
Source: RefSeq, a predicted model, not a curated record
AUGUAUAGACUUCAGCUUCUCACUACCAGAUUUGAAAAUCUAAAGAUGAAAGAUGAUGAGAAUAUCCAUGACUUUCACAUGAGUAUUCUUGAAAUAGCUAAUUCAUCUAGUUCUUUGGGAGAAAGGAUGACAGAAGAAAAAUUGGUGAGAAACAUUCUAAGGUUUCAACCUAAAUUUUUUGAUAUGAAGGUCACAAAUAUUGAGGAAGCUCAAGACAUCAUCUCCAUGAGAGUAGGUGAGCUUAUUGGAUCUCUCAAAACUUUUGAGUUAGGUAUUAGUGACAUAAAUGAAAAUAAAACUAAGAGCAUAACAUUUGUAUCCAACAUUGAAGAUGAACAAAACCAAUGUGAUUUGGAUACUGAUAAAGGAAUGGCCAAUGUUAUAAAACAAAACAAAGGUCUAUCUGUUUCUUGGUCUGAUGAGGACAACUCGGAAAGUGAACCUGAGGAGGAAGCUGAUAAACAUGUUACUGCUUUAAAUGGAAUAUGUGAAUCUGAUGAUGAUUCAUGUGAUGAAGAACUAUCCUGUGAAGAACUAGAUGCUUCAUAUAGAGAGCUUCGCAUCAAAAGUGAAGAAGUGUGUCUGCUGGGAGAAAAACAUAAGAAAAUUAUAUCUCAACUACAAGUUGAAAAAGAAGAUAAAGUUUUACAAAUUGGAAAAGCAGCUGGAGAUCUAAGAGGGAUUGGCUUCAAAAAUCAAUCUCUUCAUAGCCAAGGAGAAUCAUCGAUGACCAACUUUGUUCUUCCAGGAGAGGAGUCUAAACCUGCCAUGUCAAAACCUUUGUCUCAACAUCAUGCCAAUCAUCAGAACCUUCACACUAAAGGAAGAUCAUCUCGCUGGAUAUGUCACUACUGUGGAAAAUAUAGACAUAUCAAACCUUUCUGUUUCAUAUUAUAUGGAUAUCUAAGGCACAUGGCAGAUGUCAAGAAGUUCCUUGAAAACAUCAUGACAUACUCAACCGGCCAUGUCACGUUUGGAGAUGGGGCCAAAGGUGAAAUUAAAGGGGUUGGAAGACUAGCUUGUACUGGACUUCCAAAUCUCGAUAAUGUCCUGCUGGUAAAGGGUUUAACUGCUAAUCUGAUUAGUAUUAGUCAACUAUGUGAUAAAGGUCUUAAAGUUAACUUCACAAAAUCAGAGUGUCUUGUCACAAAUGAAAAAAAUGAAGUGCUAAUGAAGGGAGUAAUGUCUAAGGACAAAUUCUACUUAUGGUCCUCUAAAGAAAUAACCCACACUCAUACAUGCCUGAUAUCCAAAGAAGACGAAGUUAAUCUAUGGCACUAA